Molecule: messenger RNA, 874 nt
Organism: Tinamus guttatus (white-throated tinamou)
Lineage: Eukaryota; Metazoa; Chordata; Aves; Tinamiformes; Tinamidae
Source: RefSeq, a predicted model, not a curated record
AUGAGUAAGCUGUCCUUGGAGCCCCAGCAGGUGCCGGGUCGCAGUGCGGAUUGGGGCUCAUCCCCGACGGGGCGGGAGGCCCUGGGACGGCGGCAGAAGGAGCCGAGGCCGCGCGGGGCCCUGCGGGGGGCUCCGCGGGCGCGCAGCUUGCGCGCUGCCCCGCGGGUCUCAGAGACGAGCUGCAGCAAGCGCGACUCGGGGUCGAGCGCGGAGACACCCGGGGACGUGUUCGCCCGCUCGGAUCAGUACCGGCAGGUCGCGAGCCCCAGGACUGACCCCUACGCGGCGGCCCAGCUGCACAACCAGUACGGCCCCAUGAAUAUGAAUAUGGGCAUGAACAUGGCAGCCCACCACCACCACCACCACCCCGGUGCCUUUUUCCGCUACAUGCGGCAGCAGUGCAUCAAGCAAGAGCUCAUCUGCAAGUGGAUCGAUCCCGAGCAGCUCGCCAGCCCCAAAAAAAGUUGCAAUAAAACUUUCAGCACCAUGCACGAGCUGGUCACCCACGUCUCGGUGGAGCACGUCGGGGGGCCCGAGCAGAGCAACCAUGUCUGCUACUGGGAGGAGUGUCCCCGCGAAGGGAAGCCCUUCAAGGCGAAAUACAAACUGGUCAACCACAUCCGUGUGCACACGGGCGAGAAGCCCUUCCCCUGCCCCUUCCCUGGCUGCGGGAAAGUUUUCGCCAGAUCGGAAAACCUCAAAAUCCACAAAAGGACGCACACAGGCGAGAAGCCCUUCCAGUGCGAGUUCGAGGGCUGCGACCGGCGCUUCGCCAACAGCAGCGACCGCAAGAAGCACAUGCACGUGCACACGUCGGACAAGCCCUACCUGUGCAAGAUGUGCGACAAGUCCUACACGCACCCCAGCUCCCUGC